CUUCCUGAACAUUCAGAGAAACAGAUAGAAGAGUUGACUCAAAGACUGAACAGUUUAAAACGAUACGACGGACUUCAAUUUGGACCCUUUUUUUGCUAAAAGUUUUAACAUGGAUUCGGAGCAAAGGAAGCGAAUUACUUCGAACAUAACGUUUUUGAAAGAACGGUUAGGAUACUUGGAUCCUAUUCUUGAUCGUCUUGUUGAGAAAAAUGUUUUGACAAUGGAACAAAGAGAAAGGAUUGAAAAAGUUCAGCCGCCAACACCACAUAAAAAAUUCAACGAGUUUAUACAGUUUCUGUUGGCUUCCCCGGGCCCCGGAACGUUCCCGGCAUUCAUUGCGUCACUGGAGGAGGAGCGGUUCUUCAAUAUCGUGGAAAAACUACAGAAAGAUGUUCCUGGAAGAAAAACAACUGUAGCACGUGACACAUACGUCAGACCCCAGACCAGCAUCUCCCGCCCAACGACAGCUGUCCUAACACAACAGACCACAGAAACAAAUGCCGGGGUUCCAGAGAAAGUGUCGAGAUCGAAGACCUCGAUAUACCGACAACCCGCUUACCACCUUGUUGACGACGACACGGAUACACUCAAAUCUGAAUCCCCCGCCCCCCAGAGCCCUUCUCCAAUCAGUCGACCGAAGACGUCAUCAAAUCACGAUCCUCACUAUGGAGGCGCCAAAAUCGCAGACAGGGUAACGGUAGCGGUGGGGCAUAUGUUUGCAGAGUUCAGUGGUAAACUGACCAAUGAUCUUUUAGACGGGUUCGAGAGGAGGCGCCACGAGGAAAGGAUCGACUUGGAAAUUCGAAUCGAGAAGAAAAUUGAUCACGUCAUCGACAAGCGCGUCGACGAAAAACUGGCGACGUUCAAGCAAGAAUGGGAGCAGGAAAAAGCAAACUAUUUACAAGGAAACCAGAAGGCUUUGAAUGCUCUAUCUGAAAGUAUUGAAAGUCUUCAAGCCUACCAAGAGGAAUACCUCCAACUCAAGCAGAAAUACGAACAGCUACAACAUACGCAUUCUCAGAUGCGCGAGAAAGAAAACGAGAGAUGGCAAAAAUUGUCCGUCUUGAAUAAAGAUAACAACACUUUGAAGAACGAGGGAGAAGUCUUGCGUGGACAGAUAAUUGAGCUUAGAGAUCGGGUUCAGGAACUGGAGAGUGACAACAGAGUUCUCAAGGACAACGAGAUCCAGGAUCAAUGCAAGAUCAACCAACUCGUAGCGGACAAAGAAGACCUUCUGGCUGAGCUGGAGAGAACCGAGCGCGAAAAGAUGGACCUGAAGAUGCGUGUUGACACUCUCUCCCGUGAGAUUGAGAAACUGCUGAACAGCCAACAGGAACGGGCCAGUCAAGAGGACAAAGCCUACCAAGAUGCACUGCGAAAGCAGAACGACCGACUGGAUGAACUGUACAAGGUCGUACAAGCACUGUCUGAUCGGGAUCGACAAACCAGAAAUCUGUUUAUCGGCGGUUCCACCAUGUCCAAGACGAUAAGAACUUCUGCUAGACCAAACAAAUAAGUUCGCGACUCCAUGUGGAAAGUGAAAAGAAAGCCAUACCGUCUUUGGUUUGCAGAUACCGGAAAACGAAUUAAAAACCUUUUUGGUACUAAAAGGCAUUCUUGAAUACGUAAUAACACGUACUGAAAAUAACUAUCUAUGCAGAUGAAAAUUACCAAAAUAUGUAUGUAAACAUGUUAUUACUAACAUGACUAAUUCAAAAUAUAUGGCUGUAUUUGGUUUGACGCUAGAAACCGAACAUAACCCUGCAUAUUAAAGGAGUUCUUUAAUAAUUGACCUUUUGAGUACUAGUAACUUGUUUUGACCAUUGAAUACUAUUUAUUUUUAGACUCGUAGUGAUUGAAAAUUUAAUAAGAACAUCUUAAUUUCAUUUUAUUUUUAAAACAUCGCUGCACCAUUUCAACUUUAAUUUUAAUUGGUGGACUUGUUUUUUUACGGACAUCUUUGGAUGAAAAUUGAAUGUACUUUUAAGUUUGCCUCUGUUUUUGUACAUAUGUACUUGUUUAUCAUAUAUAUACUCUUGUUUUGUUUAUUUUUCAUUUAAUUUCUGUCAUCAUUUUUUGUAUUAUUUGAUUUAUCAGUUAGUUAAAUAACUGCAGAGAACAUUUUAGACAUUUUUCGUCUGAUGUUUAUUCAAAAAGGUUCUUUAAGCUUUUGAAUAUACUGAUUUUAUCAGCUUCAGAAUUGGACGGUCCUUCCGUUUGUAUUGUUAUAUGUCUGUUGUAUUAAAUCAGUCCUCUGUCUCAUGUAUGUAUAUCUGUUCCAGGGGUUGCUUCACGUUUUGUUUAUAAGCCAAGUUUUAAAUUGUGUUCAUAAGUACAUUAAGAAAUUUCGUAAUACGCCACGUAUAAAAGUUUAAGUAAAUAUUAAAUUUUGUGGAAAUAUUUCGAGAUUUGUUUAAAAAAAAUACAUGCUAUUGAUUUAAAAUGUUUCUCUUACAUUUAAUUUGAAGUGAAUUUGAAAGUUUUCUGUUCCGAACUACAAUGAUUUAGCCGUUAUGGUUAAGAUUAAUUCUAGCCGCUUUAGUUUGUGCGUCAAUUUUAGUUGCAUUUCUUAAUGUUCAAAAUAAACAAAAUAAAUUCUCUGAAAUAUUUUUUGCCAUGUAUAUGAAAAAAGUUUUUAAAUAAAGAAUCUAUUUUCACUUAAAAAAUUUUAUUGUCACUUUGGAUUCAGAACAUUCAGGGAAUGAGAGAUAACUUUGAAGACAGCAGCAGAAAUGAUCAAUUUGACCUCAGGAAAUAUGCACACAUAAAUUUUACCAAAAUUUUCUGUUACUAGAAACUACAAUGUA
Molecule: messenger RNA, 2807 nt
Organism: Saccostrea cuccullata (small rock oyster)
Lineage: Eukaryota; Metazoa; Mollusca; Bivalvia; Ostreida; Ostreidae
Product: myosin-2-like
Exons: 3
Coding region: 110-1516 (468 amino acids)
Biological process (GO): regulation of apoptotic process
Source: RefSeq, a predicted model, not a curated record